AUGGAGGGAAGACGCUCUUCAACUCUUCCGGGAGGUUCCCGUCGGGGCCAAACAGGAGGUUAUCUCCCCAUUGAGGACUAUGGAAUGAUUGGCAACAUGCACACUUGUGCGCUUGUGGGAAUUGAUGGGAGUAUUGAUUACAUGUGUUGGCCCGAUUUUGACUCUCCCUCUGUGUUCUGUCGCUUGCUCGACAAGGACAAGGGAGGCCAUUUCUUCAUCUCUCCCCCGCCUGAUGUCAAUUGCACUACGAAGCAGCAGUAUCUGCCCUCGUCUUGUAUUCUACAGACGAGAUCCAUUCAUGAAGAUGGCGUUGUUGACGUGGUUGACUUUUUCCCUCGUCCGAAGAGCACCCAAGUCACGACCAGAGGUGUUAAGCUUAAUGCCUAUCGAGAGGUAACCAAGGUCCAAGACGAGCUCAAGAAGUGGCUGGUUCGUCGAGUGGAAUGCAUCCGUGGUUCAAUGAAUCUUGACAUCGAACUCUUUCCAUCAUUCAAUUACGGAAGAGAUGAGCAUGUGACAACCUUGACUCAAGCAACCCACUGUGCAACCGAUGCCAAAAGCCUAGCUGCCACUUUCCGCAGUAAAGAUACCCAACUGCAGCUUGACGUUGCAAUUGAAAAGGGAGAGAACGAGACCAGUUGCCCUCUCAUAACCUUCCGGAAAGAAAAACGCCCUGGCGUCAACGGCGAAGGUUUAGUUGCUUCGAUUCGCAUUGAGGAAGGCCAAACUAUAUCAUUCGUCCUUCGGAACGAUAUUGAACACCACGUCACAGAGAACAUUACAGUUGAUGUUCUAGAUGCCCAGCAGCAUGCUACGCAGAGUUUCUGGUAUAACUUUAUCGGGCAGUCGAACUACAAGGGCCGAUGGAGGGAGGUGGUGUCACGAAGUUUGAUGAUUCUCAAGAUGAUGACCUACGAACCUACUGGAGCUAUUGUUGCUGCCCCGACCUUUUCUAUCCCUGAAGCCAUUGGCGGUGCUAGAAACUGGGACUACCGCUAUUGCUGGAUUCGCGACUCAAGCUUCACCAUCUACAUCCUGCUACGCCUUGGUUUCAAGGCCGAGGCAGAUGCCUAUAUGGAGUUUAUCAUGGAGCGAUUCGUUCAUUCGCGUGGUCCAGACGGAGGACUGCCGAUCAUGUUUACUAUCCGAGGUGAAACUGAUAUCCCGGAGCUCACGUUAGAUCAUUUGGAGGGAUACAGAGGCAGCAGUCCUGUUCGCAUCGGCAAUGGCGCAGCGUUUCAUCAGCAAUUUGAUAUAUACGGUGAGCUCAUGGAUGCGAUCUACUUGUAUAACAAGUAUGGAAAGCCAGUGCCUUGGGAUGUCUGGAAGGCUGUGCGCGAGAUCCUUGACUAUGUUCUGACUAUUCUCGAUGAUCCCGACAUGUCCAUCUGGGAGGUCCGCAACAAUAAGCAGCACUUCACCUAUUCCCAGAUUAUGCUCUGGGUCGCCUUUGACCGCGGGCUUCGUCUCGCAGAUAAGAGAUGCUUUCCAUGUCCCAAUCGUAGCAAAUGGAUGGAAGCAAGAGAUAACCUCUAUGAGCGCAUCAUGGAGAAGGGAUACAACGAGGAUAUGAAAUGCUUCGUACAGAGUUUUGAGAGCAGGACUAUGCUUGACUCUUCUAUCCUCAUCGCUCCUCUUGUAUUCUUCAUCUCGCCCUGCGAUCCACGCUUCCUCAACACCCUCGAUCGUAUUCUUCUACCCCCUGAGAAGGGAGGCUUGACAAGCACCGGCUUAGUAUACCGCUACGACACCGAAAUCUCAGACGAUGGAGUGGGUGGUCAAGAGGGUGCAUUCAGCAUGUGCACGUUCUGGUUAGUCGAGGCCAUGACCCGGGCAGCUGUGUACGAACCAAAGUAUCUUGUUCGGGCCGUCAAUCUGUUCGAGAAUAUGCUUGGAUUCUCCAACCAUCUUUGCAUGUUCUCGGAGGAGAUCGCAAGGAGUGGCGAACAGCUUGGCAACACACCUCAGGCGUUCAGUCACCUUGCCUUGAUCAGUGCUGCGUUUAAUCUCGAUCGUACUGCGAGGUGA
Molecule: messenger RNA, 2028 nt
Organism: Fusarium sp. VM40
Lineage: Eukaryota; Fungi; Ascomycota; Sordariomycetes; Hypocreales; Nectriaceae
Source: the annotation of a GenBank genome assembly